Molecule: messenger RNA, 2544 nt
Organism: Colletotrichum spaethianum
Lineage: Eukaryota; Fungi; Ascomycota; Sordariomycetes; Glomerellales; Glomerellaceae
Product: GTPase-activating protein GYP5
Exons: 4
Coding region: 1-2544 (847 amino acids)
Source: RefSeq, a predicted model, not a curated record
AUGCCGUUGUCGACGUCGCCGAGGUCGCUGAGUCUCGAGACCGCCACCCCCGAGGAAACGGACCCUGAACCCUCGAAGAAGGAGGAGAUCGAAGACGAAGAGGAGGCAGCAGCUCCGCCAUCAUUGGCAAAGGAAGACAGCCACUUUGUCGACGAGGAGUUCAAGAGCGACGAUGACGAUGGCGAGAUCAAGCGAAAAGCGUCUCCCGUAUCGCACCGUCUCUCCAAUACGUCAGACCUGGACGAUGUCAAGCUGGACGAUGACCAUCCUGCCCCACAAGAACCAGAAACGAAAGUUGUUAGCCCUGUCGAAGAGAAGGCGCCACCCAAGAAAAUGUCCAUUAGCAGCAUUACUGGUGCCCUCCCCUCCAUGCCGUGGUCGCCCUCAGCAGAGCCCUCGCCCGCCAAAUCCCCGGUAGCCCCAACCGCCCCCCUGGCAGCUCCUGCUGCUGGCCUACCACCACCUCCAGGACCCCCGACUAGGAAGCUCACAAGCCCCUUCUCCUGGUUAUCUCGAAACAGCACAAGCAAGGAGAAGGAGACCUCGCCGCCGCCCCAAGCUUCGCCCCGACGCAAUACCGCCAGUUCCAUCGCAACUUUGACGAGCAACCCCGAGAUGAUGCUCAGUAGGCUGGACGAAGAGAAGGAGGGUAACGGCAACAUCGGCGUGCCCCGACAUAGCUUGAAGGACCGCUUCAAGAUGGUGCGAUUACGGGAGGAGGCGGGCAUCACACUGUCAAAUGACGACGACAAACCUGUGCCACCGCCCAAGGGAUUGGGGUUGAGCACUCCUCCUGCUCAGAAUGGUAACGACAGGGAGCUUGGAGCCGACCAACCGCCCAAGUCACCCCUCCCCACCACCCCGAACCCGGCAUUGGCCCCAGGGACGGUAUCUGGAGUCUCGGCCGGUCCAUCAGACAUGUCCGACUCUCAGGUGGACUGGGAUCUGUGGCAGUCUGUCGUAUACGAAGGCCCGGCAGUCGUUGCGCGGACCAGCGCUGAGGAGUUGAACAGAGCUAUUGCCAGUGGCAUUCCCAACGCCAUCCGAGGAGUCAUAUGGCAGGUCUUGGCCCAGAGCAACAACGAGGAGCUCGAGAUCAUGUACAGAGAGCUUGUGGCUCGAGGCACCGACAAGGAAGUCAACCGGAACAGCCAGAGCACUGUCAGCUCUGGCAGCAACGGGAACCUCAGCAUACAGAACGACGUUGUCAAUUCUUCUGCCUCGUCGGUCCAUUCGGAGCAUUCAGGCGCAAAUGGCAUGCCUUCACCUCACGAAAAGAGCGCCGAGGCUGUGUUGAAGACACAACAGGCCGCUACCGCGGCGAGACAAAAGAAGCAAAAGGAGGACAACGCUAUGCUGCAGAAGCUCGAGAAGACCAUCCGACGGGACAUGGGCGCGAGAACCAGCUUCUCCAAGUAUGCAGCCGCCGCUGGGCUCCAAGAAGGCCUCUUCGGCGUGUGCAAGGCGUAUGCCCUGUUUGAUGAGGGUGUCGGCUAUGCCCAAGGCAUGAAUUUCCUCAUCAUGCCGCUCCUGUUCAAUAUGACGGAGGAGGAAGCAUUCUGCCUGUUGGUUCGCUUGAUGAACCACUAUCACCUGCGCGACCUCUUCAUCCAGGACAUGCCGGGUCUUCACAAGAACUUGUACAUCUUUGAGCGCCUGCUCGAGGACUUCGAGCCGGCUCUCUACUGCCACCUCCGCCGCCGCAGCAUCUCGCCCCAUCUCUACGCCACCCAGUGGUUCUUGACGCUCUUUGCCUACCGCUUCCCUCUACAGCUGGUGCUGCGCAUCUACGAUCUGAUCCUGUCCGAGGGUCUGUCUGCGAUUCUGCGCUUCGGCAUCGUUCUGAUGCAAAAGAACGUCGCUAACCUGCUCGCCAUCUCGGAUAUGCAGCAGCUCACUGUCUUCCUCAAGGACAAGCUGUUCGACGCCUACAUCGACACGGCACCAAGCGCAGGAAGCAUCUUGGAGAACGGCUUUUUUGGAAGCUCCAGCUCCAGCAUGGACAAGGAAGUGUACCGCGCCGACCAGUUUGUCCGGGAUGCUUGCGAUAUCAAGAUCACUCCUGAGAUCCUCAAGGCGUACACUCUCGAAUGGGAAGAGAAGACAAGGGCGGAGAAGGAGCGCGAGGCAGAGCUCGAGCAGUUGCGGAGCGCCAACGUCAACUUCGCUGUGAAGGUGCGCAAGCUUGAGGAGCGAGUCGAGGCGUACGACAGCGAGCAGGCUGCGCUCGCGACGGAAUUGGUACAUACCAAGGUCGAGAAUGAGGAGCUCAAGGAUGAGAACGAAAGUCUCAAGGGACAGGUUCGCGAGUUGCGCAACGUCAUCGAGAAGCAGCCCGAAGAGCUUGAGAACGCAUGGAAGGCCGAGCGUGACGAUCUCAUGAAGCGUAAUCAGAAGGUUCACGAGGAGAACGAAAAGUUGGAGAAGGAGUUGGCAGAGUUGGAGGAAGAGCUUGUGCAGACGAAGAUGCAAUAUGCCGAGAUAAACUCUCAGCACGAGACCCUUACUCGCAAGUGGACGGACCUCAAGCGGCAGUUCGCCUGA